GCUGCGGAAGGCGGUGCAGCCCCACAUCCGUGUCCGGGGCGCAGGCAGGCGCAGUCCGGAUGCAGCCGGCAGGGCCAGAGGGGCAUGGAAUGCCCGGAUGCUCAUCCGGGCCGUUGCCUGCUGCACGGCUGUCCUGCUUGGGCCCGAGUUCAACCCUACAGCCUGUGGUGCAUGUUUUCUUGAUUGUUUUUGUUAAUAACUAGUAAAAAUGUACUUUUUCCCUUGACCUUUCUGUACUGUAGGUGCCUGGAAAUUUUCCAUCCUAUACGUUUACAGCCCUAGUUACUGAAGCUGUUGGUCCACGAUGACAACCAUUUCUGACCUUCCAGAAGAUGUCCUAGUGGAGUUGCUUUCUAUGCUUCCAGCCCAGGAUCUGAUCUGUGCCUGCAGACUGGUCUGCACCCAGUGGCGAUACGUGGUGGAUCUAACCACCCUGUGGAAACGCAAGUGCCAGCGGGAGGGGUUUCAUACCCAGAAUUUGGACAGAAGCAUCCCUGACUGGAAGAUCUUCUAUAUGCUCUGCAUCUUGAAGAGAAACUUGAUAAAAAAUCCCUGUGCUGAAGAGAGUUUUCGGCACUGGAAACUUGAUAAUAAUGAGGGAGAUAGAUGGAGGAUUGAGGAUCUGCCUGGACCUCUUGGGAGAGAGAUGCCAGAUCCAAAAGUACACAAGUAUUUUGUCACUUCAUUUGGGCCAUGCCUCAAAUCUCAACUCAUUACCCUGAAGAAUGAAGGAUACUGGAAUGAGCUGAUGGAUGAGAACCAGCCUGAAAUUAUAGUCAAGGAUUGGUAUGCUGCCAGAUUUGACUGUGGGUGCCGUUAUGAAAUUACUGUGAGGCUGCUCUCUGAAGAUUAUAUCGUCCUUGAUGAGUUCCACCCCGAGCCAGUGGUUAUAGAGCAGUGGAGCGAUGCGAUGUGGAGAGAGAUUUCUCACACCUUCCACAAUUACCCAGCUGGAGUUCGUUACAUCUGGUUUCAACAUGGAGGCCAAGACACCCAAUUCUGGGCAGGAUGGUAUGGGAUCAGAGUGACAAACAGCAGCAUCACCAUUGGGCCCUGGACAUUGUUAUGAAGAGACAAUACAAAUGUUCUCUUUUACCUCAGGAUUGUAACCAGGUGGUCUCAGAUGCACUUAAAUUUGUACUCUCUGGGUGAGUGUCCUGGCUUUGUCCUGCACAGUUGAUCUGGAAUUCAAGCAGCUAGCUUUCCUUGUUGACAGCAGAACUUCUGCAGGCCCAGCCCUUUGGAGGGACUUCUGUCUUCCUCUUUCCUCCUGCACCAUGGAUGUUAGUGCAAUUAUUAGUGUCCUUCCAUAGGACAGAGCCUAGGACAAUUAAAUGACAUCUAGCUUUUGUAGUAGCAGAAAUACAUAAGUCUUAAGAAAGGAAAGCCCUUCCUGGUUUAUCUAUAGAGUUUAUGAAAGAUAAGGCUAAAAUAUUUCAGUUCAGAUUAUGACCCUGUUUUAAAGGGCUCUACUAUGGAGAUACUUGUUUUGUAUGGUAUUUUCUUGUUUCAGUUUAAUUGUGUGUAUAAACAUGUCUUGCAUCAGACCUCUUUGAUAGGACGAGGAAACCAUCAACCCUUUUUUGUAAGUGCUGUCUUGCUGAUGCUUACAGAUGUUGUAACAAAAUAAGUAUAUGUGAGCAAAAUGAUAUGUGUCUUACCUGUCCACAUACUGCCCACCUUUAUUUGAAUAAACAGGGAAGGAGGAGGUAAGGAAUCCCUUGUGCGUGGGUACCUUAUAACUGAAGUGCCUUUUACAAGCUGGAACUUGAUUGGGCUUGGCGCUUUCCUUGCUAUCUUUGUACUACCAAAGCACUUGGCUUGUACUAAACAGUCUAACCUCAUAUAAAAGGUUAAAGCAGCAAAUGACCUAGGUGUGUUGUUCUUCCACUUAUUUCUUGGAGGAGGCAGGGAGGGUUUAUGCUGGCUGCCUUAUCAAAGCGUCUGCCAAGAAGCUCAGCUCAAAACUAUGGACUAUGUCUUCCACUCAUGUAUACACAGAACCAAUGCUAAGGCCCUCUUCUUCCGUCUCCUUUGAUAGGUGCAGGAUAAUGGUGUUUGUCCGGUCUGUUGAGACCGGGAUGUUUGACGAGCGUCUUUGCUGGGCUGGCAGACAAAUUCCUCCUUGCUAACCCUGCUCUUAGGGUGGAGGGUCUCCUGAGGGAAGGGACUGGUGCUUUAGCCUUCACAGAAACUGGCAGAUGCCAGCCAUAUUCCAGAAAAGGUAUGGGAAAAGCGGUAAACAAUCUACAUAAACACAGAGCAGUUACUUUCUCUCUAGGGGGAGGCUGGCUUGGAUAGAACUCAGCCUAGUUCUGCUGGCAUAAAGCUUAAUAUUUAUUGAGAACUACUUAGGACCGUCACAGUGGACACUGUAAAAGGCCUCACUCACCUGUAGUGCGAGUCCAUUGCUCUAGUGGAGCAUACAACAGAUCCCUAAUCACUACCAGUGUGCAAUGGAGAUGCCCAAUUAAGGCUAGAC
This is a messenger RNA of Struthio camelus australis, 2482 nucleotides long. RefSeq names its product F-box only protein 6. NCBI's taxonomy places the organism in Eukaryota, Metazoa, Chordata, Aves, Struthioniformes, Struthionidae. Gene Ontology annotation, biological process: glycoprotein catabolic process; SCF-dependent proteasomal ubiquitin-dependent protein catabolic process. The record is from RefSeq and is a predicted model, not a curated record. Gene Ontology annotation, cellular component: cytoplasm; SCF ubiquitin ligase complex. Gene Ontology annotation, molecular function: protein binding; ubiquitin protein ligase activity.